AUGCUCAUCAAAGUCAAGACGCUGACAGGAAAAGAAAUUGAAUUGGAUGUCGAAGCAUCUGAUAAGGUACGUGAGACAGAAUGCCAACCGAAGAUUUUGCGUAUCAAAGAGCGCGUAGAAGAAAAGGAAGGCAUUCCUCCUGCACAGCAACGACUCAUUUUUGGUGGCAAGCAGAUGUACGUGAAGCAGUUAUACACUAAUGGCAGGGCCGAUGACAAGACAGUGAAGGACUUUGGUAUUGAAGGCGGCACGGUUUUGCAUCUUGUGCUGUCCCUUCGUGGCGGUCAAUAG
This is a messenger RNA of Malassezia pachydermatis, 291 nucleotides long. Its product is annotated as nedd8 precursor-ubiquitin-like protein. The coding region runs from base 1 to 291 and encodes 96 amino acids. Gene Ontology annotation, molecular function: ubiquitin protein ligase binding; protein tag activity. Gene Ontology annotation, cellular component: nucleus; cytoplasm. The transcript has 3 exons. The record is from RefSeq and is a predicted model, not a curated record. Lineage: Eukaryota; Fungi; Basidiomycota; Malasseziomycetes; Malasseziales; Malasseziaceae. Gene Ontology annotation, biological process: protein neddylation; modification-dependent protein catabolic process; regulation of proteolysis.